Molecule: messenger RNA, 1422 nt
Organism: Plasmodium berghei ANKA
Lineage: Eukaryota; Apicomplexa; Aconoidasida; Haemosporida; Plasmodiidae
Product: conserved Plasmodium protein, unknown function
Exons: 2
Coding region: 1-1422 (473 amino acids)
Source: RefSeq, a predicted model, not a curated record
AUGUAUCUUAUAAUUAAGAGAAAUAUAAAAUGUUGUAUGUUUUUGAAAGACAAAAGAUUUGAAGAAAUAAACAGGAAUAUAUAUUCUCAUUUUGUUAAACCCCAAAUACAAUUUUCAAGUAUUAACAACAAUAUAAAUUCUUCUACGCAGUUAAUAGUAAAAUGUAUUAAUGAAACAUAUAAAUCGAAAAAUUUUAAUAAAAUAAAAUGGAAAUGUUUAAGUAAUGAUAUAAUACAAAAUAUAAAUAAAUUUAGUGUGAAAGAAAUAUUGAACAUAAUUAACAUUCUAAGCCGUUUAUAUUUGGGAAAAAACAUUUUAAUUAAUAUUAAGCCUUUAAUAAUAGAAAAAUUAGAUAAUAUAAAUAGUAAUGGAAUAAGUAAAAUCAUUAUUGCAUAUUUAAAAGCAAAUAUUAGUGAUCAUACAUUUUAUAAUAAAUUAUGUUUAAAAUUACAAAAAGACAUAAAAGAUAUAUCUAUAUCCUCUUUAAUUAGUUUAGUAUAUAAUAUUAAUUUUUAUUCAAAUAUAAAAAAUGUUCAUAUAUAUAAUAUAGAGAAGGAAAUAUUAAAUCAUAUUAUUAGUUAUUUGGAAAUAAACCAUGCAUUUGAUCAUAUAGAAAAAUUGACAUACGAAUAUAAUAGUGAUUUUGUAAAAUUAAAAAGCAAAAAGAACGAACAAAUUUAUGAUGAUACAUAUGCUUAUAUAGAAAAUGAAUCUAUCCCCAUUAAAAAUGAAUGCACUGUGAUGGAUAGCCAAUAUAUGUGUACUAAUAUUGGAAAUGCUAUGAAUGAACAAGAAGGGAAUAAAAUUGAAAAAAAAAAUGAAGAACAAAACAUAUGGCUUAUGGAUAUAAAAAAUUAUAAUUUUAUAUUACUUUUGUAUUCGACUAGCAAUUAUUUGUUUAGUAUACAUUUAGAGGAUGAAAAAAUAUUAACAAUGAAUAAGAAUUUUUCAAACUAUUUAAAAAUGUGUUAUCAUGCAUUAAAUAGCUUGAUAAAUAAAAAUGAGUUUAAAAAAUUCAUAAAAGAAGAAUUAAAACCAUUUUAUUUAUUUUUAUUAUAUAAAGCAAUGGUGAAUACAAUAUAUAUAUAUGAAGAUAAAUAUAUGAAUGAAAUAUUAUUUAAUCAUAUUAAAAACAAAAUAAAUAAUUUUAUAUUAUACUUAAAAAAAAAUAUUUCAAAUUUAAAAGGAAAAACUAAUGAAAUAGUAAAAUAUAUAAAUAUAUUACAACAAAACUUAAACAAAUAUUCGAAAAAUAAAAAGGCUUUUCAAGAUUAUUUUGAUAAUAAUGUUAUAUUAAUUAAAUCUCUCUUAUUAUUACUACAGCAAAAUAAUCAAAAUGACAUAAAAAAGUAUUAUCCAUGGCAUAGGGAACAAAUAGAAAUGAUACAACAAACAUUACGAUCAAUUGAAAGGGCACAAUAA